This is a messenger RNA of Pseudophryne corroboree (corroboree frog), 4487 nucleotides long. RefSeq lists its product as uncharacterized. The record is from RefSeq and is a predicted model, not a curated record. Gene Ontology annotation, molecular function: glycosyltransferase activity. Lineage: Eukaryota; Metazoa; Chordata; Amphibia; Anura; Myobatrachidae. Gene Ontology annotation, cellular component: cytoplasm. The transcript has 2 exons. The coding region runs from base 226 to 1572 and encodes 448 amino acids.
CACUUAGCCCCACCCCACUAUUUACACUCGCACGGCUUGUCACUUUCUCCGUGGCUUAAUGCUGCUGCUCAGAGCGCAGCGGAGUGUCUGGCUGGAUGGAAGUAAGAAGCUUCACGUAACAUUAUAUAUAUCUUCAGACGGUAUAUACAGGGAGGGGGGGCACACCACACAGAGAAACUGGAGAGGAAGCUGAAAGAGAGAACUUCAAGCAACAGCCGAGAACUCAUGACUUGUACACGGGAAGAACAGACAAGGACAGGAGAGCAGAGAUCUACAAGGUGGAGAUUGUUUUCCUUGAAGCAAAGUUUCUUCCUGUUCUGCGCCCUAGUGAUCCCAUGCACGCUAUUUGCACAUUUUUACUUGCAAAGAAAACCAAUAUAUUCCCAGAGAACUUUCCCAAAAUGCACCCAUGGGUCGGCAAGCCACGACACCAUCACACCGCUACCAGGCAACAAAUCCUUUAUAAUAGCCCCCUACUACGACGACAGGGAAGGAAAAGUGAUUCGCACACUAGGAAUCGUUCACACAGAGCUAAAAAGACUCUACUGCUAUCUCUGCUGUACGGUGGAAACGGGCAUGCAUGUUUCAGAGGCGAAAAUCGUCAUCCACGAAGACCGGUUCGGCUUUCCGUUCGGCUUGGCCGACAUCAUUUGCGAUGAGCCGCCAAACUGCCGACCGGCAUACGUGUAUCUUAACGAGUCUCCCGCUGAGAACAUAACGAGGCUGACCAGGUUUGAAAUUCAAAACCGCGACCGCGGGGAAUUUAAGACGAACUUCACGGUCUGCAUUUCUACCUUGUACGGAAACUACAGCAACGCCUUACAAUUCAUUCAAACCAUUGAAAUGUAUAAAUUGCUGGGGGCACAGAGAGUUACCAUCUAUCUCAAAAACUGCAGCCGCCAGGUGGAAAAAAUCUUGGAGCACUACAGUAGAGAAGGGAUCAUUGAAGUAGUACCGUGGCCCAUUCACAGGUAUUUGCAGGUUUCCCAAAAAUGGUUCUAUGAGGGGGACAACAAAGAGAUCGGCUACUAUGGACAAAUGGCAACGCUGAAUGACUGCCUCUACAAGAACAUGUACCGGAGCAGGUUUGUGCUACUCAAUGACAUCGAUGAAAUCAUUUUGCCAUCUGGACACAAGACUUGGGACAAUCUGAUGGAAAGUCUUCAGAAGCAGAACCCAGGUGUUGGGGUUUUCCUGUUCGAAGCAUUCGCUUUCCCUCAAACUGUAGUCACCGACGGGAACUUUUCCGGUAUUUCAUCGUGGAAACAGGUACCGGGAUUCGAUAUACUGCAGCAUAUCAACAGGGAACCACCGAAACCAGAUAUCUUCAAUGGCCGGAAAAUGAUUGUGGACCCAAGGAAGGUGGUACAAACAUCCGUACACUCAGUCUUAAAUAGUUUUGGGAAUUCUAUCAAAGUCCCGCUGGAGACUGCCUUAGUGCACCACUGCAGGUCACCACAACAGCUAAACCUGAAUAAAUCGUUAUAUAUUGAUGAUAGGACUAUUUGGAAGUAUAAUGUUUCAUUAAUUAGGAAUGUGAAUCAGGUGUUGAAUCAAUUAUCUUUGCAAUGACAAAAAGAAAUUCUAUAUAUUGAACAUUGAUAGUCGUUACGGGUUAUUUUCAAGAUUGAGCUAAGCUCUAGACAUGCAUAUAAAAAUGUGUGAAUUAAAUAUUUUGCCAUGUAAUUUAUAUAAUAUAGAUAUUUUUUUAAUUAAAUUGGAAGAAAAAACAACACGCAUUCACAAUGUGCCUAUUGUGUAUAGAAUAAUGCCUGCACGUUACAGUUCAUCCCUUUUAUUAGAGGUCUAUACACAGUGGAUGGGUUUUCGGAGAAAGCUGGUGAAUCUCAUCACUAGAGGGGUAACUGCCCUGCGUAACAAUUGCAGAAGUAGGUUGGGCUCUUAGAGUGGCCCUUAGCAAAAAAUUCUGGAAGUUGGCUCACGCAGGCAGGACAAAAUGAACUGUAGCCUAGGCCAACACACAGGUAGGUGGGGUUAUAAACACCACUCUUAUCUAGCCACAUCUGCAACACACAAUGCUAGACAAUAUAUACAAUACAGGGCGCUUCCUAGAGAAAGAUACGCAAUGCAGAAGCAUCCUAGUGACCGCCAUACAAUAAAGUAAGCUUAAUAAUAAUAAUAAUUAUUAUUAUAUAAUAAAAAGAGCAUCUUACAAUUGGCAUACAAUACAGGAAUACACUAUUGUACACUACGGUUGUAUCAUACACUAUUUACCAGUGUACAAUACAGAGCGCAUCAAUGCCAAUAAUUAUACCCGUACAUGUCUAAGUCUACUACAGAAGAACAGUACGGAAGAAGCUUUCAGCUUCCAUGCCACUGAGUGACCCGUCUAUCUUUAUAUAUAUAUUGUCAGAAGUGGGGGGCCCCGGCUAACAUGCAGAGCUGGUUCUAGACCUUGUGGCACCCAGGGCGAAAGUUUCCUGUGAUGCCGGCUGCAGCGGGCGCACACAGCGCUCGCUGCAGCCGGGGAGCGGGGAGGAUUAGUAGCGGCUCUUGCCAUGGCGGCGCCCUCAGGGUAGCGGCGCCCCGGGCAAAAAGCCUGCUUGCCCGUGGCAAGAGCUGCUACUGCUAGCAUGGACACUAGCAGAUUUCUGAGAAUGGAGCACUUUUCAGUUACCUUAUGUGGGUCGAUGCCAUGCGAUUAAGAAGGUCAAAUUUCCACUAUACAUAAAGGCCACCAAACUGCUUCUAAGCAGAAUAGCUGGUGCAGCCAUUGGCGUUUCUAUAAUGGGUGCAGUAUGUGCAGUGCACACGGGCCCCUGGGUCAAGGGGGCCCCACAUGGCACACAUUUAAAUACUUGACUUCCUGGAGUACGUGCUGCAGCUGCAGCAAAAAAUCACUAGGAAAAUGUCCGCCGUGCAUGCCCAGUACUGAUUGGGCACCAUGUUUCCUGAGACCUGUUCAUGCACAGUAGACUCUGAGUCUAGCACAAUAGGGGGCCCAUACAGACUCUGCACAUGGGCCCCCUCCUCUGUUAAUCUGCCCCUGGGUGCAGCUAAGAAAAUGAUCCUCUCCAGGUGGACUGAACCAGAGACCCCUACCCUCAGCCCCUUCUUACAGAGAAUGAAGUAUCCUUCUACUAUGGGCUGGACAGCAGAGUCCAUUAAUAAGAAACUGGAAGUGGUGACCCGGAAAGUAAAGAGCUGGAGAGGAUGGAAAUUCUCUCUGAGGGAAACGGUUGACUUGUGCAAAACCUAUCUGAUCCCAUUGUUCUUAUAGGUCAGUUAUGUAUGUUUCUUGCCACCACCACUGUGGUCAAAAAUUGGCUCUUUGUUUAUUCCUGCUGUUGUGGGGGAAAAAAUGAACAUGGUCAAAAGAGGCAUUGCAUGCAAACCGAGGGCCGAAGGGGGACUGGAUAUGGUCAGCAGCUUUUUUAAAGAUGAACUUUGGGGGUCUGCUUUCAGAGACACCCCCCCCCCCCCCUCGGUGGGCAGACGGUUUCAGGGAAUGGGUGUCCCCCUUUCUCACAGUAUGGGUAGAAGGAGGCCGUUUGAAAAGUCUUCGGGCCAGGAGAGGCUACCUCCCGAUCUAUGUGAUCCGAUGCUUGAGAGUGUUUGGGUGAUGGGGCUUGGAGGUGGGGGUGUUAAGGGACCUCGUUAGGAAGGAGUUGGGGAAGAGGGUCUUGCAAACUCACUUCCAUGUCCCAUUGGCCCUGAAGGGAUCUCUCUGUUAAAUUCUCAGAGGAUCCCGUUGAAAUUUAGGGACAUCGCCUGGCUCUCAUUCCAAGGGAAGCUCUAUGUUAGGGGGAACCUGAAGUUUAGAAGACCCGAUGAUCGUGAUUGUCCACGGGAGGAGUGUCAAUUUCAGGAGGAGAGUAUGGACCAUUUCUUGCUUCAGUGUCCCUCUAAUGUAGACAUUUAUAAAAGAGUGUUGAGUGUUCUGGGCAUACCUUGCCUUUCUGGUUUGGAUUACCAGGGUUGGGCCUAUGGGGCAAUCAAAAGGUAUGAGGAUUUUGAUUUUUGCACAAUUAUUUAUGAUUAGUUUAGCUAUCAGGUAUCACUUAUGGAAUGCACGGUGCCAAGUUUCUUUGAGAAAUAAAGUCCUUCCCUGUGAAGAGGUGGAGGGUUUAAUAUUACACAAGGUAAAAUGGAUGAUGGAAAUGGACGAGGAGAGAUUGGACGUCAACAGCUGGUCCCUUUUGUGGCGCCAGCUGAAGCCCCCUUAGUGGGAGACGGAAGAUCUCCAAGUCCUUCAAACUACUGGUAUAACUGUGCUAUAACUCUCUCACUUUUUAGUUGACUAGAUUUUCAGGCUUCAGUUCAUUUUUGAAAAUGGUUGCAUACACUGAAAGGGCUACCUAAACUUGUUAUUCGCUUCUCAUCUAAAUUUUGGAUUUGUCCAGGGCGAAAGCAGAUUGCAAGGUGAGAAUGGGGGUGGGUGUGUGUGUGUGUGGAAUGAGUGUGGAGUGAGUGGUGGUGGUGGGGAAUGUAAAGAAGUGUGCUUGGAGUAUGCUGGGGCUCAGGAA